AUGGGCUAUCAAAUUCGACUUCUUAUGUUGUUGGGCACGUUGAUAUGCCUUGCCGCAGUUGUUCUUUCCAAGCAGGGAACUUCUGUUUACUAUGCUCGACCCUAUCUUCCAUCGGCAUGUUAUGGCAACCGAAACCAAGGCAUCAUGAUAGCAGGAGCUAAUCCUACAUUGUACGAUGGUGGAAAAAUGGUGGCAAAGUGGGAAGCCAAGGAGGUUGUGAAUAGAGGAGCCAGAAUGAGGAAGAGGGAAGUCUCCACUAGAAUGUUGGUGUUGAAGAUGGAAUCCUCUAGCAGGAAGGUGGUGGGGGACUGCUGGCGGCAACACAAGCAUGAAUAG
Molecule: messenger RNA, 336 nt
Organism: Fraxinus pennsylvanica
Lineage: Eukaryota; Viridiplantae; Streptophyta; Magnoliopsida; Lamiales; Oleaceae
Source: the annotation of a GenBank genome assembly